AUGGACGCGGGUCCAACCUCCGACACCAAAAACAACAUCACAUACGUUCACUCAAUCUCUCAUGCCGGCCGUCUUCUCCCAUCGUCGAGCCGUUGGAAUUCCAUCGAGAUCGAUUACAACCUUCUCCCUCAACCUCGAGACCCUUCCGACUACGAAUCACUCCCUUCCCGAUUCUCUAAAUCCGUUGAUUUCAAUCUAACCGUCACCAAUAAAGACCUCCUAAAACGCUUUAUUUUCACGGCGUCUACCUUUGUUUCGCUUGCCGUUGUUCUCUAUCUCUUGGCGCGUUUCUUGCCAAACAAACAACAUCAUCGUGGCCUCUCGAAAAACCUAACCGCAACGCUUCAAGAUGCUCUACUUUUCUUUGACGCUCAGAAAUCUGGGGUAUUGCCAAAAGACAAUAUCGUGAAGUUUCGAGGCGAUUCUGGAUUACUUGACGGGAACGCGAGUCUCGUCGGUGGAUUUUACGACUCAGGAAACAACAUCAAGUUUAGUUUUCCUACGGCCUAUACGAUCACGUUGUUGAGUUGGUCUGUAAUCGAAUAUCAUAAAAAAUACGAAGAUAUAGGCGAACUCGAUCACAUCAAGAACAUUAUCAAAUGGGGGAGCGACUAUUUGCUCAAGCUUUUCAUCCCUUCGAAUGAAACUUCUCCGGCUUCAAGUACUUUGAUUUCACAGGUCGGAGGUGACGACGAUAUCAGUUGUUGGCAAAGACCCGAAGAUAUGAGAUACAAAAGGCCAGUUUUCAGUUGUGAUGAGACGGCCUCAGAUUUGGGCGGAGAGAUUAUCGCAGCACUUUCAGCGGCAUCGUUAGUGUUCAAGGAAGACGGAAAAUAUUCAACGAGCUUAAUGAAAAUGGCGACGGAAUUAUUUGACAUCGUCACAAAAGAAGAGGCCGGGUUUGUUCAAGGUACGUAUACGAUGAAAGACGGGUGUGGGGCACAAGCAAGACAGUUCUAUAACUCAACAGGAUACAAAGAUGAGUUAGUAUGGGGAGGGACUUGGUUGUUUUUCGCGACGGGAAAUACGAGCUAUCUUAGAUACGCUACCGAAUACCUAGUUAUGGCCGAAGAAGAAGAAUUAUCGGUCGAUAAAGGCGUUUUCUAUUGGAAUAACAAGCUCCCGGCUAUCGCGGUUUUGUUAUCGAGGCUCAGGUUCUUCUUUGAUCUUGGAUACCCAUAUGAAGAAUCGUUCAUAUUAUCAACUAACAACGUUGAUUCAUUCAUGUGUUCAUAUCUAUCUCCGCUUGCUCGUAAAACACAAGGCGGGUUGAUAUUCUUAAAGCCGGAUCACUACGCACCCCUUGAGUAUGCCGUGAUGGCUUCUUUUCUUAGCUCAUUGUAUGGUGACUAUCUUGAUCUUCUUCAUAGGUCUGGUAGCAGUUGCGCAGAUGGUACUAGUUUUUUGGUUGAAAAUCUGCGGGGUUUCUCCUUGUCUCAGGUUAGCUACAUACUUGGCGACAACCCAAUGAAAAUGAGCUAUGUAGUAGGGUUUGGAAACAACUACCCAAAACAUGCUCACCAUAGGGGUGCAUCAAUCCCAUGGGAUAAUCAAUGGCAUUCUUGUGCUCAAGGGAGUGCAUGGUUGAACUCGAAACAACCGAAUCCCAACGAGCUUUUCGGAGCCAUGGUUCGAGGACCUGAUCGAGAUGAUGUGUUCUUAGAUGAAAGGGACAAACCCUGGUUCACUGAACCAACCAUUUCAAGUAAUGCUGGUCUAGUUGCGGCACUCAUUGCACUCCUUGAUCUUCGGAACCCAUCUUCAACCUUGAAUCGUGCAGAUUUAUUAGUGUUCGCGGUUGUUAAGCGUCCUCGUUAA
Cynara cardunculus var. scolymus (artichoke) is the source of this 1818-nucleotide messenger RNA. RefSeq names its product endoglucanase 10-like. Gene Ontology annotation, biological process: carbohydrate metabolic process. Gene Ontology annotation, molecular function: hydrolase activity, hydrolyzing O-glycosyl compounds. The transcript has 7 exons. The record is from RefSeq and is a predicted model, not a curated record. Bases 1 to 1818 code for a protein of 605 amino acids. NCBI's taxonomy places the organism in Eukaryota, Viridiplantae, Streptophyta, Magnoliopsida, Asterales, Asteraceae.